This is a messenger RNA of Plasmodium yoelii, 969 nucleotides long. RefSeq lists its product as uncharacterized. The record is from RefSeq and is a predicted model, not a curated record. The coding region runs from base 1 to 969 and encodes 322 amino acids. NCBI's taxonomy places the organism in Eukaryota, Apicomplexa, Aconoidasida, Haemosporida, Plasmodiidae. The transcript is spliced from 3 exons.
AUGGAUAACCAAAUAUGUUUGAGGUUUGACAAACUGAGAAACUAUUUACCCGAUGACUUAAACAUCUCUAAAGGUAGUGAUAUUCAUAGUUUAGGGAAUAUUAAGAAGUAUUGCUCUAAUGGAGAAUCAGAGGGAACAGGAUGUAAGACUGAUCUCGAUAAAAUAAAUGGUGGAUGUCUAUGGUUGUUCGAGCAAAAUAUUAUUAAUAGGAUUAGUGAUUUUGGUGAUUCUAGUGAUGAAAAGCAUAAAGUGUUUAUUAUAUACAUUAUGUUAUGGUUAAAUUUUAAAUUGAAUCAAACGACGCAUGCAAAAAACACAGAAUUUAAGGAUUUUUAUAAUAAAUAUAUAGAAAAUAAUACGUAUUAUACUAAUUGUAAAAAAAUAAAAAAUAAUGAUGAUUGUAGUAGUUCAUUAAAAGAAGCAACGGGAUAUAAUAAUUUUAAGGAGUUCAUAGAAGCAAAUAAAUGUUUGAUGAAUAUUGGUAUUAAUGAUGUGUCUAAUCUCUAUGAUGCAUUUAAACCAUUGUGUAACAUGUAUACUGAACUUAGUGCAAACAACCCACAAAAUAAGAAAUAUUUAGAAAAUGCUAGAGAAUUUGUUGAAAAAUAUGAAAAACUUAAUGUUUCUGCUAUUUCUGAAGAUAGUCCUUAUUAUAAAGUAUUGUCUACAUUAUCAAAUGAUUAUAAUAAUUUUAAAAAUUAUUGUAAAAAUAAUAAAAAUGAUUGUAGUGAUAUUCCGCUACUUCCAAAUAUAAAAACAAAAGAAAACGGUGUUCGAAAUUCUGAACCGAGUCCCGAACAUAUUUCUGAAGUUACAUCAUCAAGUUCAUCGAUAACAAACAAAUUAAUUCCAGUUUUAUCGAUAAUUGUUGCAAUACCCAUAUUCUUGGGAAUUUUUUAUAAGUAUUCGUUAUUUGGAUUUCGGAAACGAACCAAAAAACAACAUUUAAAAGAAAAGAUAAAAAAAUAA